CCAAACCCCUCAAUUAUUUCCCCUCAAACCCUAACAAUAAAAAGCCCCAUCCAAAAACUCAAUUUUCCUACUCACCCCCUCGAAAACCCUAGCCCCCAUCUCCCUCAUCGUCUUCUUCCAUCUCCUCCGAUGGAUCAGAAUCAGUUGCAGGCGAUCCUGGGCAGCGAUCUCGGCCCGUUCCAAGCUCUGAUCUCUCAGUUGAUGGCCACCGCCAACGACCAGCGAUCUCACGCCGAGUCAAUCUUCAACUUCGUUCGUGACCAACAUCCAGAUAACCUAGCCCUAAAACUCGCUCAUCUUCUUCAAUCGUCAACCCUCAUCGAGAUCCGUGCCAUGUCGGCGAUCCUACUCCGGAAGCAGUUGACCUCCUCGUCCUCCUCCGGAGACUCUCAGCCGGCGUAUCUCUGGCCGAGGCUCACCUCGCAGACGCAGCUUGAACUGAAAUCGAUGCUUUUAUCGUCGGUACAGCGCGAGGAGGUGAAGUCGAUAUCGAAGAAGCUCUGUGAUACUGUCUCGGAGCUUGCAUCGAAUCUGUUGCCGGAUAAUGCGUGGCCUGAGUUGCUGCCGUUCAUGUUUCAAGCGGUGACUUCGGAGAAUGCGAGGCUUCAGGAGAGCUCUUUGUUGAUAUUCUCGCAGCUGGCUCAGUAUAUUGGGGAUUUGCUGCUUCCACAUCUUCAAACUCUCCAUGAUGUGUUUCUGCAGUCGUUGACUCACUCGAGCUCGGCGGAUGUACGCAUUGCUUCGCUUGGGGCUUCGAUUAACUUCAUCCAGUGCUUGGCUUUGGCUUCAGAUAGGGAUAAGUUCCAGGAUCUGUUGCCGGCAAUGAUGAGGACAUUGACAGAGUCAUUGAAUUCGGGGCAGGAGGCAACUGCACAGGAGGCUUUAGAGCUGCUUAUUGAGCUUGCGGGCACUGAGCCAAGGUUUUUGAGGAGGCAGCUGCCUGAUGUUAUUGGGGCUAUGCUCCAGAUUGCAGAGGCCGAUGGGUUAGAGGAGGGGACAAGGCAUUUGGCCGUGGAGUUUGUGAUUACGCUGGCAGAGGCAAGGGAGAGAUGUAGGUUGUUUGGGGUGCUGAUGAAAAUGCUGCUGGAUAUUGAGGAUGAGCCAGCGUGGCAUUCUGCGGAGGCAGAGGAUGAGGAUGCAGGGGAGACGAGCAAUUACAGUGUCGGACAGGAGUGUUUGGAUAGAAUCUCAAUUGCUCUCGGAGGAAAUACAAUUGUUCCUGUUGCAUCGGAGUUGCUGCCGGCUUAUCUGGCAGCUCCCGAGUGGCAGAAACAUCAUGCUGCUUUGAUUACACUUGCACAGAUUGCAGAAGGUUGUUCAAAGGUCAUGAUUAAGAAUUUGGAGCAAGUGGUGAACAUGGUCUUGAACUCAUUUCAAGAUCCACAUCCAAGAGUGAGAUGGGCAGCGAUUAAUGCCAUUGGACAGCUUUCUACGGAUUUGGGUCCGGAUUUACAAGUGCAGUACCACCAGAGGGUGCUACCUGCUUUGGCAUCUGCGAUGGAUGAUUUCCAGAACCCUCGUGUGCAGGCACAUGCUGCUUCAGCUGUUCUGAAUUUCAGCGAGAACUGCACACCUGAUAUUCUGACACCAUACUUGGAUGGAAUUGUUAGCAAAUUGCUUGUUUUGCUACAGAAUGGGAAACAGAUGGUACAAGAGGGAGCUUUAACAGCUUUGGCAUCUGUUGCAGAUUCUUCUCAGGAACACUUCCAGAAAUACUACGAUGCUGUCAUGCCUUAUCUGAAGGCUAUUUUGAUGAAUGCAACUGACAAGUCCAAUCGUAUGCUACGUGCUAAAUCCAUGGAGUGUAUUAGUUUGGUGGGCAUGGCUGUGGGGAAGGAGAAGUUCAGGGAUGAUGCUAAACAGGUUAUGGAAGUGUUGAUGUCACUACAAGGAUCUCAAAUGGAGGCAGAUGAUCCAAUAACAAGUUACAUGCUACAAGCAUGGGCUAGACUUUGCAAGUGUCUAGGUCAAGAUUUUCUUCCCUACAUGAGUGUUGUUAUGCCUCCACUUCUUCAGUCUGCUCACCUUAAACCAGAUGUAACCAUAACCUCUGCAGAUUCUGAUGAUGACAUUGAUGAAUCAGACGAUGAAAGCAUUGAGACUAUCACUCUUGGAGACAAAAGGAUUGGUAUUAGAACUAGUGUAUUGGAAGAGAAAGCCACAGCAUGCAAUAUGCUUUGCUGUUAUGCUGAUGAACUCAAAGAGGGUUUCUACCCAUGGAUUGAUCAGGUUGCUCCAACUUUGGUGCCUCUGCUCAAAUUUUAUUUUCAUGAGGAGGUUAGGAAGGCUGCAGUUUCAGCUAUGCCGGAGCUAUUGCGUUCUGCUAAGUUAGCGGUAGAAAAGGGACAAGCUCAAGGUCGUGAUGGAUCAUAUGUGAAACAAUUAUCUGAUUAUAUAAUUCCAGGACUGGUUGAAGCUUUGCAUAAGGAGCCUGAGACAGAAAUUUGUGCAAGCAUGCUGGAUUCAUUGAAUGAAUGCAUACAGCUUUCUGGACCACUUCUUGAUGAAGCCCAGGUUAGAAGCAUUGUAGAUGAGAUCAAGCAUGUCAUAACUGCAAGUACAACCCGAAAAAGAGAAAGAUCAGAGAGGACCAAGGCGGAAGAUUUUGAUGCUGAGGAAGGGGAAUUACUUGAAGAAGAAAAUGAACAGGAGGAGGAACUAUUUGAUCAGGUUGGCGAUUGCUUGGGUACUUUGAUUAAAACCUUCAAAGCUUCUUUCCUACCAUUCUUCGAUGAGCUUUCAGUUUAUAUCACCCCUAUGUGGGGUUAAGAUAAAGCCAGAAGGAUUGCCAUUUGCAUUUUUGAUGAUGUUGCAGAGCAAUGUCGUGAAGCAGCUCUGAAAUAUUAUGAUACAUAUCUUCCUUUCCUCUUAGAAGCAUGUAAUGAUGCAAAUCCAGAUGUUCGACAGGCUGCUGUCUAUGGAAUUGGCGUAUGUGCUGAAUUUGGUGGUUCAGUGUUUCGACCCCUUGUUGGAGAGGCCUUAUCCAGGUUAAAUAACUUGUUAAGACGCCCUGAUGCACAAAAUGCAGAUAAUAUUAUGGCAUAUGACAAUGCUGUUUCAGCUUUAGGGAAGAUAUGCCUAUUCCAUCGUGAUGGUAUUGAUGCUUCUCAGAUUGUUCCAGCUUGGUUAAGCUGCCUGCCAAUAAAAAGUGAUCUGAUUGAGGCCAAAAUUGUACAUGAGCAGCUUUGUUCCAUGGUUGAAAGGUCGGACAGAGAGUUGUUGGGUCCCAACAAUCAGUUCCUUCCUAAAAUCGUUGCAGUAUUCGCUGAGGUUUUGUGUGCUGGCAAGGAUCUUGCCACGGAACAGACUGCCAGUAGGAUGAUUAAUCUGCUGAGGCAGCUUCAGCAGACAAUGCCACCUGCUGUGCUGGCGUCUACGAUAUCUUCUCUGCAGCCUCAACAGCAGCUUGCGCUUCAGUCAGUCAUGUCCUCGUAAAUACCUUUUUGAUCCGCUCUUUCAAAACUGCUGUUUGCUGUCUUGUCAGUUUGCUUGCCCGUUUUCAUUUAUUUUCUGUUGCCCAUUCUUUAUGCCUCAAUUUGUUCGAAGUUAAUGUUUGCAAUCGAGUAGAUGGCCUCAGUGGUUCUUAUAGUUUUGGGUGUAGAAUUUGUAUAGUAUUUUGGUCGGUCAAGUUUCAAAUAGUAUGUUGUAUUAUCUGCUACAUCCAAUGAGAAGAUCAAGGAAGGAGGGGGGGAGAAAAAAAAGAACAAAAUGAAGAACUGCCUUAUGUUGGCGUUUGAGAUUUUUUGUGCGAGUCGUAGUAUUAUGAGUGGAAGGAAUGCUUUCUUGUGGCAGUUUUGGUGAGAGCUUAGUAUCGAUGUUUGGCCCCUAUAUUUUAAAUUGGAACAAUUUAUUUACUUGGGGUCAGCUGCUGUAAAUUUUUUUAUUGUGGUUAUUCUUACCGUUGUGAAUUUUUCUAUCCAUGUCAAGUUGUUGAAUGCUUGUUGAAA
Messenger RNA from Asparagus officinalis (garden asparagus), 3947 nucleotides. Its product is annotated as importin-5-like. NCBI's taxonomy places the organism in Eukaryota, Viridiplantae, Streptophyta, Magnoliopsida, Asparagales, Asparagaceae. The record is from RefSeq and is a predicted model, not a curated record. Gene Ontology annotation, cellular component: cytoplasm; nucleus. Gene Ontology annotation, molecular function: protein binding; nuclear import signal receptor activity. Gene Ontology annotation, biological process: protein import into nucleus.